GCCAAUGGGCCUUCAGAAGCUUUGUAUUUUCAAGGGAAGAGGAGGAGGAGGAGGAGGAGGAGGAGGAGGAGGAGGAGGAGGAGGAGGAGGAGGAGGAGGAGGAGGAGGAGGAGGAGGAGGAGGAGGAGGAGGAGGAGGAGGAGGAGGAGGAGGAGGAGGAGGAGGAGGAGGAGGAGGAGGAGGAGGAGGAGGAGGAGGAGGAGGAGGAGGAGGAGGAGGAGGAGGAGACGUGGGCGCCUAAAAAAUAGACUCCUCACGCAUGA
Molecule: messenger RNA, 263 nt
Organism: Closterium sp. NIES-67
Lineage: Eukaryota; Viridiplantae; Streptophyta; Zygnematophyceae; Desmidiales; Closteriaceae
Source: the annotation of a GenBank genome assembly